AUGGCUGCUGUGGUAGAAGCUGGGCAUGCCGCCAGCAAACAGAAGACAGAGGCACACCAGACGAAGCAGGAGUUUCUUGCAGUGUUCGAGAAGCUGCGUGAUGAGCUGCUGGAGGACUCGAUCCUUGCUGGGCAGCCGGAGUCCUCCAAGGACUGGCUCCGCACGAUGCUGGACUACAACGUUCCCCAUGGCAAGUUGAAUCGUGGCAUGGCGGUGCUUGACGUCCUGCUGGCUGCCAGGGGCGGGGACGUGACCGAGAAGGAGCGCGAGGCUGCCAAUGUCCUGGGCUGGUGCAUCGAGCUGGUACGUGUGCAGGCGGUCAUUGUAUUCCUUCCGGCCCUGCAGACCCGCGCCACCGCACAGCUGGACCGUGACGUGGCCAGUAUCCUGAACCUCACCAAUGGAGCCCCCGAUCCGCGCCCUGCCGACAUCUCUAGGACCGUGCUAGGCAUCAUCCUGGGCGGCGGCGCCGGCUCCCGCCUGUACCCCCUGACCAAGCAGCGCGCCAAGCCCGCGGUCCCGCUGGGCGCCAACUACCGCCUGAUCGACAUCCCCGUCUCCAACUGCAUCAACUCCGGCGUGAACAAGAUCUACUGCCUGACCCAGUUCAACUCCGCCUCGCUGAAUCGCCACCUGUCCCAGGCCUACAACUCCAACGUGGGCGGGUACAACUCGCGCGGCUUCGUGGAGGUGCUGGCCGCCUCGCAGACCACAACGCAGAAGAACUGGUUCCAGGGCACGGCCGACGCGGUGCGGCAGUACCUCUGGCUGUUCGAGGAGGCCACGCGCGGAGGUGUGGAGGACUACCUCAUCCUCUCCGGCGACCACCUGUACCGCAUGGACUACUCCGAGUUCGUGGCUGCGCACCGCCGCGCGGGCGCGGAGAUCACGGUCGCGGCGCUGCCCUGCAUCGAGAAGGAGGCUGAGGCGUUUGGCUUGAUGAAGAUCGACGACUCAGGGCGCAUCCUGGAGUUUGCCGAGAAGCCCAAGGGCGACGCACUGCGGGCGAUGCAGGUGGACACCACCCUCCUGGGCCUGGACGCUGAGACGGCCGCACGCAAGCCGUACAUCGCGUCCAUGGGCAUCUACCUGUGCAAGGCCAGUGCCAUGCACCACCUGCUCACCGAGCGCUUCACCACCCAGAACGACUUUGGGUCGGACAUCAUCCCUGGCGCCAAGGAUCUGGGCAUGCACGUCCAGGCCCACCUGUUCAAGGGGUACUGGGAGGACAUCGGGACCAUCCGAGCCUUCUACGAGAGCAACCUGGGCCUGACCGACAGCCCCAACCCCAACUUCAGCUUCUACGACAAGGAUGCGCCCAUCUACACCAUGUCGCGCUUCCUGCCCCCCUGCAAGGUCCUUUCCGCAGAGGUGGAGAUGUCCAUCCUGGGCGACGGCUGCACCGUCAACCAGGGCUCCCGCAUCGUGCACAGUGUGAUCGGCCUGCGAUCCCGCAUCGGCCAGGACUGCCUGAUCGAGGACACCAUGCUCAUGGGCGCAGACUACUACGAGCAGGGGGCGGAGCUGGACGAGUGCGCGCGCCUGGACAAGUGUGUGCCCAUCGGCGUCGGCUCCGGGUCCCACAUCAAGGGCGCCAUCGUGGACAAGAACGCUCGCAUCGGACGCUUCUGCAAGAUCAUCAACGUGGAUGGCGUGGAGGAGGCCAACAUGGAGCAGCAGGGUUACGUGAUCCGCGACGGCGUGGUGGUCAUCAUCAAGGACACCACCAUUGACGACGGCACCAUCAUCUGA
This is a messenger RNA of Auxenochlorella protothecoides, 1752 nucleotides long. RefSeq names its product Glucose-1-phosphate adenylyltransferase small subunit, chloroplastic. Gene Ontology annotation, molecular function: glucose-1-phosphate adenylyltransferase activity. The coding region runs from base 1 to 1752 and encodes 583 amino acids. NCBI's taxonomy places the organism in Eukaryota, Viridiplantae, Chlorophyta, Trebouxiophyceae, Chlorellales, Chlorellaceae. Gene Ontology annotation, biological process: glycogen biosynthetic process. The record is from RefSeq and is a predicted model, not a curated record. The transcript has 9 exons.